Branchiostoma floridae (Florida lancelet) is the source of this 2935-nucleotide messenger RNA. RefSeq lists its product as uncharacterized. The transcript has 14 exons. The coding region runs from base 161 to 1660 and encodes 499 amino acids. NCBI's taxonomy places the organism in Eukaryota, Metazoa, Chordata, Leptocardii, Amphioxiformes, Branchiostomatidae. The record is from RefSeq and is a predicted model, not a curated record.
CCCUUUAGUGAGUGGACUGACCUUUGUUUCCAAUGGCCAACACAGACAGACGUGUCUUUGAUGAUCGGUGAAUUCAUGAGGCCUCGAGAGGUGCUAUAAGAUGAGGCUAUUUGAAAAGAUGUGUCCAUAAGACCCCGGAACUGUCACUUCAUCCUUAACAAUGCCUGGAGCCAGACUAAACAAGAAGCUUCUUCUGUGCGGAUUCUUCGUGGCAACCUUUUCAGUCUUUGGCUGGAUGAGACUCUUAUUCUUGAUCAACUCCUAUGAGUUCAAACCUAGAAGACACGCUCCUGGGAUGACAAGCUUGUUCAGCACAACAGUACCGUACCACACGGACUGGUAUAGACAGCACUGUUUUGGGAACACAAAAGAAAAUUUCACCAUAGGUAAACUGGAAGGUCUACUGGAAGGAUGGCAUUCAGCACAGCACCCAGGCUGCAGAGAGUUACACAAAAUAUUCGACGACAUAUAUGAAGUAACAAGAAAGUCUGGCCAGGUUGUGAUACCGGACACCUUCCAAACAAAAGUGCUGAAGUGGCUGGGAAAUAAUUAUGACUUACUGAAGGAUGUUAAACUACAGUUCGUGACCACUGUGUUCAACCUGAUCACACAUGAGAGUUCUGUCUUCAACCCCAUCCGCUCCAAAAGACCCGGAGUUGCAACAGCAGACAAAGAUGUAGCAAUCUAUGUGGAUGAGUUGGCCAAAGAGACAGAGAAUGACUGUGACUUCUGUGCAUACCAAUUUAAAACAGCAGAAGACACAUUUGGCAGGGUAGAAUCCACGCACUCCGCCACUGCGGCAAACACCUUCAAGUACGACAGUUUCCACGCCAUCAUCCUCCUGAAGACCCAUCAUCCCACAGCCUUCACUGAGGAACAGUUCAUGGACUUCACUAACACUGCCAUGAAAUGGUUCAUGAAGUGUUACGACACAGACAAGCAGUACCGCUACCCCCACCUGAUGUGGGACAGUCUGCCCAAGGCCAGCGCCAGUCAGGUUCACCCACAUGCACAGGCUAGUCUCAGUGCUGCCAGGCAUUACGGUAUAAUGGAACACAUCCGCCUGUCAGCAGAGCACUAUGCAGAUCAACAUGAUGGCAGCAACUACUUUUCACACCUUUUACAGAUCCACAAUGCACUUGGGUUGACCACUUUCCUUGGCAAUGCCUCCGCUAUGGCUUACCUGACUCCAAAGAAAGACCAUGAAGUCUUCAUCAUGAGCCGUACAUCUGGAGAGGACUUCUUCAGACUUAUCUACUACACCAUAAGGACUUUUAUAGACAACCUGAAACGUCCAGCCUUCAGCAUGGCCAUGUUUUUACCCAGACUGGAGCCGUUCAGUGCACCCACAUCAGAGGACAUCCCUGCUGUAGCCAGGAUCAUCACACGCGGUCCUCCUGACAACCCUAGGAACGACAUCAGUGCCAUGGAACUCUUCGCAGCAUCCAAUGUGAAUGUGGACCCUUUUACAGUUAUCCAGCACAUUAAGAACACCAUAAGUAGAAACAAAAAGACAGCACAGCCAUCCCCACAUGUAGACAAUGUCUUGAUUGAUCAGAAGAAAGAAGAUGCACCACAGGCAACUCAGGACAAGCCAGGGAUCAAACAAGACAGCAAAGAUGCAGAAAAUCAAGUACAAGAACAUCAAGAAGUAUUGUGACCACUCGGACAAAAAUUUGUCAAGUUUUCCUCGUUUUCAAGAAAAUACAUAUUUUAUUAAGCCCCUGUCACAUAUAGCUGACUAUGACCACCACUACUACUGACCAAGGUCAUCAUACAUGUCUUGCAUUGUCUUGUCUUUAAAAGUUGUCUGUGCCAACUGAUAAAUGCGUUAUGACAAAUAAAAUGCAGAAAAGCCAUAUUCCUCUUAUAUGCAAGAAGAAGACUGAACUGAAGCUAUAGUAGAAUGGAUUUCAGUCUAAUCCCGACCCAAUGCCAAUUGUUUGCUUCGGUCCCGUUUUCAAGUGGGCUGGGUCGGGAUGUUUGUGGAAACGAAAAGAUAGAAGUUACUAUCAUGGAAUAUACAGAAAUUAUUCUCAUAACUGAUUUUAUUACGUUCUGCGUGUUUUGUUGUCUCUUCUAUUGUACCUUUCGUUACCAAAAGCUGCACGGCUGGGACCUGGUUUGGAAAUGUUACCUUCAUUAGCGAGUGGUUUGGGAUCACAGUUAUGGGCAGGUUCUGAUAGAAUGUGUGACAAGGGCUUUACUUUGCAAUAGUUUCACUUGUCUUCCAAAAUAUAAGGCUCAAAAGUUUUGUCACAAAGUAAAAGGUGCAAAAAGGUGGUAUGUUAUAACAAGACAGCUGAAUUUAGUAUGUCACAUACACAGCUAUCCCCCCCAAAAUCCUCAGUUUGCCAACAUAUGACAAUCAUACAGCUUAUGUGCCCACACACAAAGACAAGUAAGAGAUAGGGAAGAAAUUUUGGUUCAGUGUAUGAUUAGAGGUGUAAAGGGAAACUUACAUGUUUUAAAAAGGUGGUCUAUGUAAAGUUAACAUACAUGUAUAAGGUCCAACAUUUGUUUUCGUGUGGAAAACUUGCAAGAGGAUACAAUAUUGGUUUCUAUCAACCAAUCUGCAGUUAGCAUGUUCUUAAGGCUCCUAAAUGUUUUCUUAAGUUGCCCCUUUGGGUAUUGAUGCAGUACCUGAGUACACAGACUGAUCAUGUUAUAUUACCCGUCAUUACAAAUUGCUGAUUUUGCAUUCCAGUCGAACCCAAGUAUCAGUACUAUUUUAUUCAUUACAUGUAUGUGCAGACAAAAUGCUGCAAAACUGAGAUUAAUACAGCUUUGCCUGUACUAUUGAGAUUUAGAUCUUGUGUGAUUGAAUUGAUUAUUAUUGAUUGAUAUAUAGUUGCAGUCAUGCAUCAUGCAAAAAGGAAUUGAAAAGAACUCUUAUAGAAAUAUUACAGAAAAUAAACUUUUAUUGAUACAUGUA